Cucurbitaria berberidis CBS 394.84 is the source of this 1374-nucleotide messenger RNA. RefSeq lists its product as uncharacterized. Gene Ontology annotation, cellular component: membrane. The coding region runs from base 1 to 1374 and encodes 457 amino acids. NCBI's taxonomy places the organism in Eukaryota, Fungi, Ascomycota, Dothideomycetes, Pleosporales, Cucurbitariaceae. Gene Ontology annotation, molecular function: monoatomic cation transmembrane transporter activity. Gene Ontology annotation, biological process: transmembrane transport; monoatomic cation transport. The transcript has 7 exons. The record is from RefSeq and is a predicted model, not a curated record.
AUGUCUUCCGAUCCUCAUACCUCACCUAUUGGCCAACCCCAAGGCCAAGCUGCGGAGCGAACAAUUGUUCCAGUCAAUGCAAACCCCACAUCACCCAUGGACUCGUCAGACCAAUCUGAUAUCGCUGCCGAGCACAGAACAGAUGGUAUUGAGCCGCUGUCAUCUGUGGGUAAUGCAUCCACUCGGGAAGCCAAGGAUGAUGUUGCCAUCACCGUGGAUGGUGCUGAUCCUCUAAAUUUGGGGCAUUAUCGGCGAGAAGCCGUGACCCAAAAGCAAAUGAAGGCAGACCAUCCGCUAGCUAAGCCCAAGCACAUGAAGAAAUUCUACACAAGGCAAAACGCAUUGAUUGAUCAGUUCCUCCAAAGUGGAGAUGAGGAACGAUUAGCUGCUCUUGACCACCUCGAGAAUGGACCCAAAGUGAGAUUCGCCGUGAACGCAUCGUUCGUAGUCAACUUCUGUCUCUUCAUUAUUCAACUUUACGCCGCCGUAUCGACGGGUUCCUUAUCACUAUUCGCCACAGCUGCAGAUGCUUUCAUGGAUCUAGUAUCGUCAUGUGUCAUGUUGAUCACGUCGCGUCUGGCAGCGAGACCGAGCGUCUACAAGUACCCUGUCGGAAGAACACGCAUUGAAACGAUUGGUAUUAUAAUGUUCUGUUGUUUGAUGACGACUGUCGCCAUUCAACUGAUCAUCGAGUCCGGCAGAGCCUUAGGAGGCGGUGCCACCGAGUCAGAAGAACUUCACAUCAUCCCUAUCGCAUUCGUGGCGGUAGCAAUCUUCUGUAAAGCUUCGCUUUGCAUCUACUGCUACAUCUACCGACGCUAUCCCGCCGUGCACGUCUUCUUCAUCGACCAUCGCAAUGAUAUUGUCGUCAAUGCUUUUGGUCUUGCUAUGUCUAUUGUUGGAAGCCGAGUCGUCUGGUAUGUCGACCCAAUCGGUGCUAUCCUGAUUGGUCUCUUGAUUCUCGUUUCAUGGGCCGCCAAUGCAUUCGACCACGUCUGGCUGCUUGUGGGCAAGUCGGCGCCUAAAGACUUCAUUUCGAAGCUGAUCUACCUUGUUGUGACGCACGAUACGCGCAUUAGCAAAGUCGACACGUGCCGAGCGUAUCAUGCUGGACAGAAGUAUUAUGUUGAGGUUGAUAUUGUGAUGGAUGAAGACUUGCCAUUGAAGAUCACCCAUGAUGUCAGCCAAACGCUGCAGCGCAAGCUCGAAGGCCUCGCGGACGUUGAGCGAGCAUACGUGCAUGUCGAUUAUGAGGACGAACACGACAUAAACGAGGAACACAAGCCUCUGUACGAGGUUACGCAAUCACGGUCGAUAAAGGAGCGCGUCAAGGCUAUGCGAUUCUUGUUCAAGAAGCAAGAAAAGACAGGCUGA